AAGCGCCGCCAUGUUUCGUCCAGCUUUGUGUUGUCCAGUUUCCAUAGAGGAGGGAGGCAGCAGGACGCGGUAACCUGCAGGAGGCUCACAUGGUCCUGCUGCAGCGGAGCGCGGACCACCGGGACUCUCCGCGCCUUUUGAACCUUCUUCUCCCGUCUCCUCUCAAACAUUUCUCCCGCCGCAUCCUCCGUUCCCGCGCAGCCCCGCGGCAGUCAGACUCGAGCCGGUAAAGCAGCGACAUGGCUCGGGAGAACGGAGACACCGGCGGAGGAGGGACGUGGAAAAAACAAGUCGACGACAUCAAGAAGAUCUUUGACUUCAAAGAAGUCCUCGGAACGGGGGCGUUCUCUGAAGUGGUUCUGGCCCAGGAGAAGUUGAGUGGCCGGAUGUUUGCGGUGAAGUGCAUCCCGAAGAAGGCGCUGAAGGGAAAGGAGAGCAGCAUCGAGAACGAGAUCGCCGUGCUGAGGAAGAUCAAGCAUGAGAACAUUGUGGCUCUGGAGGACAUCUACGAGAGCCCGGACCACCUCUACCUGAUCAUGCAGCUGGUUUCCGGCGGCGAACUGUUCGACCGAAUAGUGGAAAAAGGAUUUUACACAGAAAAGGAUGCGAGCACGCUGAUCCGUCAAGUCCUGGAUGCUGUCAACUACCUGCACAAGCUGGGCAUCGUCCACCGAGACCUGAAGCCCGAGAACCUGCUGUAUUUUAACCCUCAAGAUGAAUCCAAGAUCAUGAUCAGUGACUUUGGUUUGUCUAAGAUGGAAGGCAGCGGUGACGUCAUGUCCACAGCCUGCGGCACACCGGGAUAUGUGGCUCCAGAGGUUCUGGCUCAGAAGCCCUACAGCAAAGCGGUGGACUGCUGGUCCAUUGGAGUGAUCGCCUACAUCCUGUUGUGUGGAUAUCCUCCGUUCUACGACGAGAACGAUUCCAAGCUGUUUGAGCAGAUCCUCAAAGCCGACUACGAGUUUGACGCUCCGUACUGGGAUGACAUAUCAGACUCCGCCAAGGAUUUCAUCAGCUGCCUGAUGGAGAAAGAUCCAGCCAAGAGAUUCACCUGUGAGCAGGCCCUCAGACACCCUUGGAUCGCUGGGGAUACGGCUCUGUGCAAGAACAUCCACGAGUCCGUUAGCCGGCAGAUCAGAAAGAAUUUUGCCAAGAGCAAGUGGAGGCAAGCGUUCAAUGCCACGGCUGUGGUGCGGCACAUGCGGCGACUGCAGCUCGGCAGCAGCAUGAACAGCAGCAUGGACGGCUCCAACCCCUCACGGCAGGGCCAGGUGCAGAGGCCGGCCCAAAACCAGAGCCAGACCGGCCAGAGCCAAAACCCCGCCCAGGUGGCGCAGAGCACCACCAGCACCGCCAGCAAAAACUCCAUAGACAACAACACAGCAGCUUCGCGCAAGGAAUGCACACCUGCACCCGUCACUCCCUGCAGUCUGGCGUCCGCUGCUUCUUCUCCAGCUGCAGGGACGGAGCUAAACCGUCCCUGUCCCUCUGCCGUCCCUGCCCCCGUCCUCACGGAGACCAAGUGACGCCAGGUCCCGCGGGGCGCCAGCUGGGAGGCCACAGCACUGUGAAACAGAGAGGGAGAGAUGGAGGAAGACCGCGCUCUUCUUCGUCCUCCUCUUGGAUGUGCCCCCCCACACCCACCUAGUGCCCCGCCCUGCUCGAAGAAGAGCAGAGGACUGUACUUCCACCUGCCCACCAACUUCAGCCGUAAGCCGACCAGGAGCGCGUGCAGCGUCCUGCAGCAGGAGAUCCACCUCCUUCCUGUCCUGCUGCAGCGCCUCCUGCUGGCACCCCAUGGUUCAGUCAGUCCACUUCCCUCCUGAAUCUGGUCUUUCCUGCUCCUAUUAAGCUGUUGGCAACUGGAUCCUAUCAUUUUUGUGCAGUUGUUGUUACUUUAAAGGGUGCUUGUGCAACGCGUAGCAUACAUGUCAUCGUUCAUACAAUAAUUCAUCUGAACCCUCAUUUAUAGCUAAGAUUUUCUGACCGUAUUUUCCGGAGUAUACGUCACAAGAGCAUAAAAUGUCUAAUCAAGAAGAAAACCCUAUAUAAGUUGUUCUGAAGUAUAAGUCACACUUUUGGGAGAAAAGCCUGAUGUUUCAGAACAAAUCUGUCAACCCCGGCAUAGCUAAAAAUAAAUAAAUGCAUACAAGAAUACUGAUCUUUGAUCUGUAUAAAAAAAUAUCAAAGUUUAAGAAGAAAACAAUCAGAUUCUCUUCCAUGUAAGUUUUGGACGACACCACGUCUGAAGCUAUCAGUAAAAAAUACUUAUACUCAGAUGCAGCAUCCUCAAGUGGUUGUUAGAGGAAACAACUGCUAAAAGUCAACGGGUGUUUUCUGGCAAAAUAACAAAUAUAUGAGCCUAUUUAAAAAAGAAAAUAACCAUAAAUAAGUCGAUCCUGGGUACAAGUCGCACCCCUGGCUAAAAUAUGGAAAAAACUGUGAUUAUACUCCGGAAACUACGGUAAGCAUCACAGAAUAACAAACGACUUGGUUUUCCUGACAACAUGAUUCUUAAAAACAUGUAGAUACACUUCUUUUAAAGCCAUUUCUCAUUUUUGUUCAUCAAAAGCUCUGCCGUCUAAAUGCAAGGCAAACAUUGAAGCUAUGUUCACACCAGGUUUGUGUGGUGCGUUCAAGAGCGUGGGGUUUUUGGAUGCCAAAGCCAGAAAAGUGCAUCUACAUAGACUUUAUGCUGACAGAGGACGUUGGAACGUUAACCUCUGAGCCCAGUGUGAACCUAGCAUGACAGUUUGAGUAAGUCACAGUCAAAAAAACUGUUUCACAAUCAAGCUAUUGAAUGGAAAUUUGGAGAGAAGAAAUCCAUAGUGAAUUGAAUCGGCAGUGAUUCCACGUCCUCUUCAGAAAUGUGCUUUCACAUUUGUUUCCUUCAUUUUGCUCCCACUGAUUUGAAUCCAUCUUCAAAGCAGAGAUGCUAAGCAGAGGCUGGCUGUCUCCCAACUCUUGUUUACACACAUUUUAACGAUGAUUCUCCUUUAUGAAAAUGCUACACAGAGCACCUUUAAGACAUUUUCUGUGUCCUUACGGGCUUGUUUGUUCUCUGUCUGUCUGUGCUUGAAAAAGUGCUUUAAAGAUACCAUAUGACUGUUGACAUGUGACGAGGCAGGAAGCGCUUUAUUGGUUUGUUUUUUUUUCUCUCAGCGGCUCAGAAAUGUUAUCAAAUUAGCUGCCAUGUACAUAUGUUUCACAGAGAGGGGCGGCUUGUCGUCUGAAAUGUUUAAUAUUUGCUUUAUAAAAGUUUAUAACAAUCACCCUUUAAGGGAUGUGCAUACAGGUUCCUAAGAAACAUGCAGCCAUGGAGAGAAGACAGAGCGCUACGUUUCUGUCAGAACUGCCUCAGAUGGAGAAUGUAGCGUCUUGUUUUUGGUUGUGUCAAACCGGUGAGCUUUGCCAUAGGAUUUAAUGCGUACAGCACAUCACGUGUUGGAAAUCUCGUUACGCACUUCUGGAUACUCUCCUGUGGUGGCUACACUGCCCUCUUGUGUUUGGAAGCAGAAGCUUCUGGUUGGCCUGACGCAGAGCCACAGUCUGUGCUUUAGUUACACAGUGUAAAUAAAUUGCACCCAAAGGA
Messenger RNA from Oryzias melastigma (Indian medaka), 3592 nucleotides. RefSeq names its product calcium/calmodulin-dependent protein kinase 1Da (gene camk1da). The record is from RefSeq and is a predicted model, not a curated record. Bases 240 to 1526 code for a protein of 428 amino acids. The transcript is spliced from 11 exons. Gene Ontology annotation, biological process: peptidyl-serine phosphorylation. Gene Ontology annotation, molecular function: calcium/calmodulin-dependent protein kinase activity; ATP binding; calmodulin binding. NCBI's taxonomy places the organism in Eukaryota, Metazoa, Chordata, Actinopteri, Beloniformes, Adrianichthyidae. Gene Ontology annotation, cellular component: cytoplasm; intracellular anatomical structure.